UUCAGUCGGUGUUCGGCGCAGUCCCGAAACCGUUUGGGUGCUAUAAUCUUACACUCCCCGAUUGCUUCUCACUCCAGCACCCCUGCAAUAGAGGUUGUUUUAGUGUUGUGCUCAGCACUUAGAGCCAUCUCUAGCAUAUCAACGUCAUUGCGGACGAUCGGUAGUUUAAGGUCAUUUCGGACCCUCUAUUGGGGAGGGAGUUCCUCAACUUCCUUACCCCCUUUCUUGCCUUGCAACUAG
Molecule: messenger RNA, 240 nt
Organism: Heterobasidion irregulare TC 32-1
Lineage: Eukaryota; Fungi; Basidiomycota; Agaricomycetes; Russulales; Bondarzewiaceae
Exons: 2
Source: RefSeq, a predicted model, not a curated record